AUGCUCGACAUGUUAUUAAUAACCACGGGACUGAUACGCCGGACCCUUCCCUCCAAGACCCCAAACCGAACAAUAACCUUUCCUCAUCAACAACAACUCAACACAUACACACAACACCUACAACCCGGCCCAUACGACCGCAUGCGACACACAGCGACACCAUUCCACACCGACGUGAACAAUAGCGCACACGACAUUGACCUCGACUCGGAACUCAACUACCAGAGCUUGUCGUCAUCGCCAGUCUCGACACAGUCGCUGCUCUCGCAGUACUCGGGUGUGGGUUCUUCGCCUUUGUCGACCUUUGAUAGCAUUCCGACACCGACGCUGGGAGGACUGAGAGGAGAUUUCGAGGGCUCUUUGUUCGAAUACUCGCCACAAAGCAACCAGGCCACCCUCGCAGAGUCAUCUGCCUCGCUUUUCCCAAACCUCGACCUGAUGCAAACGGAUACGUGGAUGCCAAACGGCCUCACCCCAAGGUCGGUCGGUCGAUUCUCACAUCACAGAGAGUCUUCGCUGUCUUCUCUGGGCUCCAAUGGUCCAGCUUCUCCAUAUUCGCACAACACCACCAAUCCUCAGAUCGCGGUGACGGAUUCUCUGGGUGAAUACCACGGCUUGCCAUCACAGGAAGACUUCAACUACCAACUUGCACCAACAAAGCCGUUUCCCGGUGUGACACACGACAACUUCUACGCCAACCUCGGGACAUAUGCCUCGGCCGGUCCAACGGCUAUCAACUACCCACAAGUAGCUACGGCUCCGAAGCGGAGGGACGACCGAGGGUUGCUUCAGCCUUCUGAGAACCCGAUUGGGUCUAACCGGUCACAGCCCGUAUCGGUGGCGAGCUCUAUUAAUUCUGACUCACCCGCCACCCCAGCAGGUGACCUCGAGGAAGACAGGAGGAACAAGAAUGGUGAGAAUGAACCAAACCUUUUCGAUUACCUCUCAAACGAUCCAAGCUCACCAUUCCUCGAUGAAGCAGUCAUGCACACCGUUCCCAAACUCGACCGCACUCUGACGGAUGUUUAUGCCGAUGAACUCUACAACCCAGACUUCACCCUCACAAACACAUCAGCAUCUCAGCUCCCAGUAUCACCAACAAACGACUUGUUUGUACAGCGGAUCCAGGCUGCCAACAACCAGCACUUGACAGCAACAGUCAACUCACCGGCCUCAGCGACACCACGGGAUCGAUCACCAUUCCGCCACGGCUCACCGCACGCGCCCUUGCCAGUGCAUGAUUUCUCAUCCAUGGGAGCUUCGCAAGCUCGCUUCGGGUCGGCUCAGCAGAUGCGUGAGCAGAGCAAGGCGCUUCAGGACGCCCGUGUUAUGCAGCAACAACUGUCUCGCGCUGCGAGUGCCACCACACCACCAACUACCAUCUCACCCAAGGACGCCAUGCUCGAGUUCCACGAGUCGGAUGGAGACAACAGCUUCCCACUGUUCCCACCACAGUCGAGCACCUUCAACGUGGAUGCCAUCACCAAGGCCACCAGUGCCCCCAGCCAGCCGGCGUUCAACGGGCUUUCUUUGGAUACUACGGCCAUGUUCAACAACUACCUGGCCUCUGGCCUUCCCAACAACAUUCAGGUGCCGCAGCAAUACCCAUUCAUCGCACGCCCACAGCCACGACAAGAGAGCGCUGUGCCAUCGCUGAGCAAUGCCUCGCUCAACACAUCAAGAGUCAGCUCUGUCGAUACCGGUCUGGACUCUGUCAACAGCCCACCAAAGCGACCUGCGGAUGUCUCUGCUGACGGAGGCACGUACACCUGCACAUACCAUGGCUGCACUAUGCGCUUCGAAACCCCAGCGCUUCUGCAAAAGCACAAGAGGGAGGGACAUCGCCAGGCACAUGGCCUCAACGGUAGCAGGCAGCCAGGGGGCAUGACGUCCAGUCUCAUGUCGCAGGCUGGGCCUCACCGCUGCGAUCGUAUCAACCCCAGCACUGGAAAGCCCUGCAACACUGUCUUCUCGAGACCCUACGACCUUACCAGGCACGAAGACACGAUUCACAACGCACGCAAGCAAAAGGUUCGCUGCAACCUGUGCACUGAUGAGAAGACGUUUAGCCGCGCUGAUGCCCUUACUCGACAUUACCGCGUGUGCCACCCCGAUGUUGAGUUUCCCGGCAAGCAACGUCGUCGGGCUCACGCCAGCGGGUGAAUGUCAACCGUCGCUGCAACACCACAGCGCUGCGACACGGCCCGACAGCUUGGCGAGAUCUGAAUCAUGCUGCCUUCGACGACCACACAACAAAACAUCAAUCAGCAUCAUCCAUCGAUUUUGGUACCAGCCUCGCGCUGCCGAUCUGACUGGCAUGGUGUGGAAUGACACAAUUCACAAGAGAGCGAUGCGCCAACCGACAGGCUUGGAUCGGCCCACGGAGCAUCCAAGGCUGUUGCAUCGUUCGGGCGUGUGUGGUGGUGUCGAUUGCAUCGCAAAUGACGUCGACUGACACGAGGGGUCCCUUGUGCAUCAUCAAGCGCCAAUUGUCGGUUGUCAUUGGUUGGGAGGCCCUCAGUGUGCGACCCCGCAAGAAUUCAGGGUCUAAACCACGCCGCUCCAUGGCGUCGUCCCUGCAGGGUCUAACAGGGAACCCCGGCUAUUUCUGGGCUGUCUUUGACGGAUCAGCUGGACCCUGACUUUUUUUUUUGGCUGCCAUCGGCGCCCAACUCGAGCCCUUUUCGCUUCGCCAGGUUCACCUGUCAUAUGACGUCAUCCCCACCCUCGACACCACUCCGGAAUGUCUCGAUUUCGGGUUUGGGAGUUGGUUCCCCGUCAUCGAAUGGGAUCAGCGACCGUUUUCCUUUUUUGGUGUUCAAUCUUGGGUUUCUCGACCUUUUUCGGUUUCCUACCUCGAACUUGUAUGAUGUAGUGGUGGCUUUCUUUGCGGAGCAAAGCAACGCUUUUACCCGAUUUCCCGCCAUCUUCGAUGACGAUGUCGCUUUUUCAGUUCCCAACAUGGAGAGCGGUUUUUUUUCUUCAUUAUUGUGUCCUAGAGCCCGGCAAGCGUGUGGGACUGCGACACUUGUACCAACAAAGUCUAUGAUGACAAUGACGGCAUUCCCACGGGCGCUUGAUAUAAAACGGUUUUGGGACUAUGAUCGCAUGGGGGUUUUUUUUACGAUUUUUUACGAUGGAAUUCUAGCGUGUAUUAUGAAAUCAUGGGUGGCAUCAAGAAAGGGAAAGGGAUAUGAUAGAUCUGCUUUCAAAGCGCGGGCUAGCAAAGGAGUGCAUGGCUAGCGAUUUUGUUUUUGGAUUUUCUCACAACGCAUCCCGGCUAUCAGUGCUGGGUUUUGUAUCAUUUCUCUUUAUUUCUUUCUUGGUUACUAGAAAUGGCGGGUGUCUUUUCUAUAGACCCAAACAUCCCCUCGAUGGGGAGAGGUUUGGCGGGCGAGGUGUUGAUUUCACUGGGUUUCAAAUGGGUUCAUCUUUUGGGGGAUGGGGAAAAAGAGAAUGAUUACUACUGCUACAAUGAAAAGGGUGUACAGUCGAAUGUUGUACGAUGGAGUGGGUGGGGGGAAUGAUUGGUAUAUUGAUGGGAAAAAGUAGAUAGCAUGAUUCUGAACAAUAGUAUUUAAUACCCCUCA
Podospora pseudopauciseta is the source of this 3590-nucleotide messenger RNA. RefSeq lists its product as uncharacterized. The transcript is spliced from 3 exons. Bases 1 to 2163 code for a protein of 720 amino acids. Lineage: Eukaryota; Fungi; Ascomycota; Sordariomycetes; Sordariales; Podosporaceae. The record is from RefSeq and is a predicted model, not a curated record. Gene Ontology annotation, cellular component: nucleus. Gene Ontology annotation, biological process: regulation of transcription by RNA polymerase II.